This is a messenger RNA of Prorocentrum cordatum, 830 nucleotides long. NCBI's taxonomy places the organism in Eukaryota, Dinophyceae, Prorocentrales, Prorocentraceae. The record is from the annotation of a GenBank genome assembly.
UCAGAUGGGGGGCGCGGGGCAGCCCCCGCCCGCAGGGGGCGCUCUCGACGUGACGCCCGCGGGCGAGGGGGGCUGCGGGCAUGAUUGGGGGGGGGGGGGAGCGCGGCGCUGCGCGCGCGCGCCUUCUGCUCGGCGAACGAGCAAAGACAUGGGCAUCAGAGCGCGGAGGUCCGCGCGGAUUCCUCGGAUUGGCCCUCCAGUGCCCCCCUGGCGGCGCCUCGGGCGGCCGCCCCUGGCGCGCGCUCCGUGCGCCAGGGGGGCCCGGCGCCGACCCGAGGAACCCGCACGGACCUUAGAGUUUGCAUGCUUGUGUCAGUGUCUUUUCCCCCGGUCUGCACCCUCGGAGGCUGCCGGAGGGCCUCCAGGAGUCGGGGGAGGACGGCAGGCGUACCCAUGCCGCUGCCCUUCCGUCGUCGCCACGGCCGGACUCGCCUCGAGCUUUUGGGCAGAGCGCACCCUUGGCGAUGCCUGUGGAGUAGCGGCAUCGGUACCCUUUUGUGCUUCCAUGGCCCGCGCGCGCGAUUGCGACGCGGGGCGCCGCACGGCGGCCCCGGCGCCUGAGCCCUCGGAGGCGGCGCGGGCUCAGCCGUUCUGCCGGCGGAGCCUCUGCCCGAGAGGCCUCCGCCGCCGCCGCUCCCGCGGGCGCCGCCUCUCUGCCAGCGGGGCCUUUGCCAGAGAGGACUCCGCCGCCGCGCCCCCCCGCAGCAUGCAGAGUUCGACGAGAGACGUCUUUUGCUUGUUCCUUGCCGAUUCUGUAUUAUCAUGCAGACUGCGUGGCCCGCGUAUGGCGCGGCCGACGCGAUAGUGAGCAGCGAGGGAGCAGGGCCUGC